GAGGGGGGAAUUAAGAGAGGGGAAGGCUUGCAGUUCCUUAUUGCCGCCCCCCCACCUUCUCCGAGGCUGACAGCCAGGGGGUUGGCGUUGGCCCACUGAGAAGAGAAGUUAAGAUUCUCGGCUGCCCCCCAGAUCCGAGCCAAGGUUGCUGACGGGCAAGGCGCGGGAGCGAUGGGGCUGAGGAGAAGGCAAAGUUAGGAGUUUGCGUGUGCGUGUGAAUCUGCCUCUUACAAGAUUUUGGAACUGUCCCAUUCCCAGCAGCGCACCUGGAAGUGGAAUCUCGAAAGGGAGUCUUUGUGUCUCUCUACAAACCAUUCGCAGUGCCCAGAUCAACCUCCUUCGCCAGCCCAUCUUGUGCUCCCUCCACAGGGCCUUUUCAUGCUAACUAAAACAAGAACAGCAGCCAAACGCCCAGAACUAUGACAUCGGCCACUGAUUUUGAUCACUUGGAGAUUCAGCAGCAGUACAGUCGGAUCAACGCUCGCUGGGACGCAUCUGACGAUGAGCUGGACAAUGACAACAGUUCUGCUAGGCUGUUUGAGAGAUCUCGGAUUAAAGCUCUGGCAGAUGAGCGGGAAGCUGUGCAGAAGAAAACCUUCACCAAAUGGGUGAAUUCCCACCUGGCACGUGUGACCUGUCGCAUUUCUGAUCUCUACAUGGACCUCAGAGAUGGAAGGAUGUUAAUCAAACUGCUGGAGGUUCUUUCUGGAGAGCUGCUGCCCAAACCCACUAAGGGGCGCAUGCGGAUCCACUGCCUGGAGAAUGUGGACAAGGCCCUGCAGUUUCUCAAGGAGCAACGGGUACACCUGGAGAACAUGGGCUCUCACGACAUUGUUGAUGGCAAUCACCGUCUGGUGCUGGGCCUUAUCUGGACAAUCAUCCUGCGCUUCCAGAUCCAGGACAUCAUUGUUCAGACUCAAGAAGGCCGGGAAACCCGUUCCGCGAAGGAUGCAUUGUUACUCUGGUGUCAAAUGAAAACUGCUGGCUAUCCCCAUGUUAACGUCACCAAUUUUACAUCCAGCUGGAAGGAUGGCUUGGCAUUCAAUGCCCUUAUUCACAAGCACAGGCCUGACUUGAUUGACUUUGAAAAGCUGAAGCACUCGAACGCCAGGCACAACUUGGAGCAUGCUUUCAUUGUGGCGGAACGGCAACUUGGCAUCACCCAGCUUCUUGACCCAGAAGAUGUCUUCACAGAGAACCCGGAUGAGAAAUCCAUCAUCACCUACGUAGUUGCUUUCUACCACUACUUCUCCAAGAUGAAGGUGCUUGCUGUGGAGGGGAAGAGAGUUGGAAAGGUAAUGGACCAUGCAAUGGAGACUGAGAAAAUGAUCGAUAAAUACAGUGGACUGGCUUCAGACCUGCUGACGUGGAUAGAACAGACCAUUACCAUUCUCAACAGCCGCAAGUUUGCUAAUUCUCUGGCAGGCGUGCAGCAGCAGCUCCAGUCCUUCAGUACAUACCGCACAGUGGAAAAACCGCCCAAGUUUCAGGAGAAGGGGAACCUGGAAGUCCUGCUGUUUACCAUCCAGUCAAGAAUGCGAGCCAAUAAUCAGAAAGUGUAUACGCCUCACGAAGGAAAAUUAGUGUCUGACAUCAACAGGGCCUGGGAGAAGCUGGAGAAGGCGGAGCAUGAACGGGAGCUGGCGCUGAGAAACGAGCUUAUUAGGCAGGAGAAGCUGGAGCAGCUCGCCCGGCGCUUUGAUCGCAAGGCAGCAAUGCGGGAGACGUGGCUUAAUGAAAACCAGCGCCUUGUUGCACAGGAUAACUUUGGAAAUGACUUGCCAGCUGUGGAGGCAGCAAAGAAGAAGCACGAAGCUAUUGAAACUGAUACAGCAGCCUACAAGGAACGGGUCCAGGCCAUAGAGGAGGUGGCCAAGGAACUGGAGAUGGAGAAUUACCAUGACAUCAAGCGCAUCAAUGCUCGCAAGGACAACAUCCUGCGGCUCUGGGAGUACCUGCUGGAGUUGCUGCAGGCCCGGCGGCGGCGGCUAGAGAUGAACCUUAAGCUCCAGCAGCUGUUCCAAGACAUGCUGCACAGUAUUGACUGGAUAGAUGAGAUGAAAGCUAAACUCCUGUCUCCUGAAUUUGGGAAGCACCUGUUGGAAGUGGAAUACCUUCUUCAGAAGCAUAAACUGAUGGAGGCGGACAUGGUCAUCCAGGCUGAGAAGGUUCGUGAUGUCAGUGCAGCUGCCCUUAGAUUUGCCAACGGAGAUGGUUAUCGGCCUUGUGACCCAAAGGUGAUACAGGAUCGGGUGAACCACCUGCAGCUGUGCCAUCGAGAGCUGAUGGCUUUGGCUGCGGAAAGAAAAGCUCGCCUGGAGCAGUCCAAGCGCCUUUGGAAAUUCUUUUGGGAACUGGAUGAAGCUGAAAGCUGGAUCAAAGAGAAAGAUCAGAUCUAUUCCUCCCUGGAUUAUGGGAAAGACCUGACCAGCGUUCUCAUCUUGCAGAGGAAACACAAGGCUUUUGAGGAUGAGCUGCGCGUUCAGGAAACCCACCUGCAGCACACCAUCAAAGAGGGAGAAGCUAUGGUUGCUCAGAAUCAUUUUGGUGCACUUAAAAUCCGCAGAAGGAUUGAGGAAGUGAAAGCCCUCUGGGCCCAGCUGCAGGAACUGGCAGCUUUCCACAAGAAAAACUUGCAGGAUGCUGAGAGCUUCUUCCAGUUCCAGGUUGAUGCGGAUGACUUGAUGGCCUGGCUGCAAGAUGCCCAUCGUCUGGUGUCGAGUGAGGAUGUGGGGCAUGAUGAAUAUUCCACUCUAGCCCUUGUUAAAAAACACAGGGACCUUUUAGAUGAUGUAGCAGACAACAAGAGAGUCAUGUACAACCUGAACAGGCAAGCACAGAACUUCCCCACGGAGUUUCGGGAUGAUCCAGGAUUUGAGAACAGACUGAAGGCCAUCCAGGCAAUGUACAAUGAAGUUGUGUCCCUAGCAGAUCUGCGUAGGCAGAAGCUGCAGGAUGCCUUGGAUCUCUACAAAGUUUUCAGUGAGACAGAUGCAUGUGAACUUUGGAUGAGUGAGAAGGAGAAGUGGUUGGAACAAAUGGAGAUUCCUGAUACCUUGGAGGACCUGGAUGUUGUGCAACACAGGUUUGAUAUUCUGGAGCAAGAAAUGAACAACCUGGCUUCUCAGAUUGAAGGGGUCAAUCAAGCUGCCUUUGGACUAAUAGAAAGUGGGCAUCCACGCAGUGUGAGUGUGAGGCAGUGUCAGCAGCGUCUGAAUGCCAGAUGGAAAGUCUUCCAGGAGAUGGUAGCUCAGAGGCGGAAAGCUGUGGACUUUGCCCUUAGCCUCCACAAUUACUGUGUGGAUUGCGAGGAGACAAGGAAAUGGAUCCUGGAAAAAACCAGUGUCAUCGAAUCUACGCAGGACCUUGGCAAAAACCUGGCAGGCAUGAUUGCCAUGCAGAGGAAGUUAUAUGGCAUUGAGCGUGACCUAGCAGCUAUCCAAGCUCGGCUUGCAUCCCUGCAGCAGGAAGCACACCGGUUAGCUGAAGAGCACCCUGACCUAGCUGACGACAUCUACAGUCGACUGACAGCUGUCACUGGAGUCUGGCUGGACCUGCAGAAUACGUUGCAGAGCCAGGAGGCCUCUCUUGGAGAAGCCAGCAAGCUGCACAAAUUCUUGCAGGACUUAGAUGACUUCCAGGCAUGGCUCUUCAAGGCCCAAAAAGCUGUUGCUUCAGAAGAGGUGCCCAACUCACUGGUAGAAGCUGAGCACCUCCUGCAGCAGCAUGCUGCCAUUAAGGAAGAAAUUGAUCAACACAAGGAUGAUUACCACAGUGUCAAGCAGAUAGGAGACAGAGUGACCCAAGGACAGACAGAUGUUGAGUAUCAGCAGCUAGAGCAGCGGCUUCAGGGCAUGGAUACAGGCUGGAAUGCCUUAUGUAAAAUGUGGGAUAGCAGGGAGAAAUUCCUCAACAAGUGUCUUGGCUUCCAGGAAUUUCUUAAAGAUGCAAAGCAAGUGGAAAUCAUUCUUACUAAUCAGGAAUACACUCUGGCUCACAUCGAGCCCCCAGACACCUUGGAAGCAUCAGAGGCUGCUAUCCGAAAAUUUGAAGAUUUCCUUGCUACUAUGGAAGCAAACGAGGAAAAAAUUACUGGGCUGGUGGCCAGUGGGAACAAGCUGGUGGCUGAAGGAAAUAUUUACUCUGAUAAAAUCAAGGAGAAAGUGCAGCUGAUUCAAGAGAGGUACAAUAGAAACACUGCAAAAUCUCAAGAGGCCUUGGUGCUGCUGAAGGACAAUCAUGAGCUGCGGAACUUCCUACAGAAUUGCCAGGAGCUUACUAUCUGGAUUGAUGAGAAGAUGCUCACAGCGCAAGACAUAUCCUAUGACGAAGCCCGGAACCUGCACAGCAAAUGGUUGAAGCACCAGUCUUUCAUGGCAGAACUUGCUUCUAACCAAGGAUGGCUAGAGAAUGUAGAUGAGGAAGGGCAGAAGCUAGCAGAGCAGAAGCCCCAGUAUGAACACAUUGUUUGCCAGAGGCUAGUGGAGCUGCACCAGCUUUGGGACAAGCUGCAAGCAACCACAGAUGAGAAGGCUCAGCACCUGUUUGAUGCCAACCGCUCUGACCUUUAUGCACAGAGUUGUGCUGACCUUGAUGCAUGGAUUAGUGAGAUGGAGGAGCAGCUGAAAUCUGAUGCCCAAGGGAAAGAUCUCACCAGUGUCAACAUCCUACUGAAGAACCUGAAACGACUAGAUGAGCAAGUAAGUGUGAGGAAGAAAGAGAUGGAAGACUUGCUGUCUCAUGCCUCUUCAACCAGCGGAGACCUGCAUGAAGCAGAUGGCAAGCAUGAGAUCAUUGAGAGAAGGUUCCAGGAUCUUCUGCAGCCAUUGGAUAAGAGGAGGAAGGAGCUGGAGACAACCAAGGCUCGAUACCAGUUGGACCGGGAUCUGGAAGAUGAACUGCUUUGGGUACAAGAGCGAUUGCCCCUUGCUCAGUCCACUGACCAUGGCACAAACCUCCUGUCAGUACAGAUGCUUACGAAGAAAAUGCAGACACUGCAGAAAGAAAUUGCUGGCCAUGCCCCACGCAUUGAGGACGUCCUUUUCAGAGGGGAGGCCAUGCUGGCUGGAGCGGAGGGGGAUGGAGACUUCCGGGAUACCGAAGAGCGCCUGAAUCAGCUGAGGGAUUCCUGGAGCACUUUGCAAGAGGAAACGUCAAAGAGGUUGCAGCGCCUGGAAGAAGCAAGUGAGGCUCAGCGAUAUUACUUGGAUGCUGGUGAAGCAGAGGCCUGGAUAAGUGAGCAGGAGCUCUAUAUGGGGACUGAUGAGAAGCCAAAGGAUGAAGAGAGUGGCAUUGUGAUGCUGAAGAGACUCCUUCGCCAGCAGCGGUCCAUAGAAGAGUACGGGAAAAACAUCAAGCAGCUGGCUAGCUGGGCUCAGAAGCUGCUCUCUGCUGGACACCCGGAAGGGGAGGAGAUAAUCCGGCUGCAGGGGCAAGUAGACAAGCAGUAUGCAGGCUUGAAAGACCAGUCUGAGGAGCGCAGGCGUAAGCUGGAGCACAUGUGCCACUUCUUCAAGCUGAAGCGAGAAGUUGAUGACCUGGAGCAGUGGAUCGCAGAGAGAGAUGUAGUGGCAUCAUCCCCAGAGAUGGGCCAAGACCUCGACCAUGUCACUCUACUGCGAGAUAAGUUCCGUGACUUCACCCGGGAAACAGGAAACAUCGGGCAGGAGCGGGUGGACGGUGUCAAUCUCAUAAUUGAGCAGCUGAUUGAUGCUGGCCACCCGGAAGCUGCCACGAUUGCGGAGUUGAAGGACAGUCUGAAUGAGAGCUGGGCUGACUUGUUAGAGUUGAUUGAUACCAGGAUACAGCUGCUGGCUGCCUCCUAUGAACUGCACAAGUUCUUCUAUGAUGGCGGUGAGAUCCUGGUUCUCAUUGAGGAGAAGCACAAGGAGUUGCCGGAGGAGUUGGGCCGGGACGUCAACACAGCAGAAUCUUUCCACAGGAUGCACACAGCGUUUGAGCGAGACAUCCACUUGUUGGGACAGCAGGUUCAGCAUUUCCAGGAGGUGGCGGUACGCCUGCAGGCAGCCUAUGCUGGGGAAAGGGCCGUCGCUAUUCAGAAGCAAGGGCAAGAGGUGGUGAAGGCCUGGAAGGCCCUGCUGACUGCCUGCGAGGGGCGGCGGGCUCAGCUGGUUGACACGGCAGAGAAGUUCCGCUUCUUCAGCAUGGUCCGGGACCUCAUAUCUUGGAUGGAGAGUGUGAUCCGGCAGAUUGAAACACAGGAGAAGCCCAGGGAUGUUUCGUCUGUGGAGCUUCUGAUGAAACACCACCAGGGCAUAAAGUCCGAGAUAGACACCAGGCAGAAAAGCUUCACCACUUGCUUUGAUCUUGGCAAAGCCCUGCUGCAGCGCAGGCACCAUGCUGCAGAUGAGAUAAAAGAAAAACUGAUGCAGCUGGCAGAGAAGAGGAGGGAGAUGGUGGAGAAGUGGGACAGGCGUUGGGACUGGCUUCGCUUGUUGCUUGAGGUGUGCCAGUUUUCCAGGGAUGCCUCAGUGGCCGAGGCGUGGCUCAUUGCCCAGGAGCCCUAUCUCUCCAGUGGUGAUUACGGGCAAACUGUGGAUGCUGUGGAGAAGCUACUGAAAAGACACGAAGCCUUUGAGAAAUCCACAGCCACGUGGGAAGAACGUUUUGCUGCCUUGGAGCGUCUGACCACACUUGAAUUACUAAGGAAUAGAACGAUUCCAGAAGACCUUUCUCAGCACAAAGUGGCUAGGACCACAGACCUGGAGUUUGACUUUGAGACAGAGCCAGAAACUGAGAUGGGGCCUGAAGAAGAGAGGGAGAAGAAGGAGGAGUUAAGUUUAGAAGAUGCCAUUUCUCCUGAUGCAGAAGACUCAUCACUGAUGCAAGAAAAUGAGAAACCACAUCACGAAUUGGUUUCAGAAGAGCUGCCCGAGGAAAAACUGCCUGAGAUGGAGAUCAGAGUGGUUGGUGAGGAAACUUCCACAAAGGAAUCCCUUUUCAAAGUGGUCCAGACCCCUGUGAGCGAGAUCGAUGAGACAGCCACCCUUCCUGCACAGCUGGAUAGAUCUCACAGCGUACAACUUGAGGGCUACCUAGGACGGAAGCACGAUAUAGAGGCACCUAACAAGAGGGCUUCCAACAGGUCCUGGAAUACGUUAUACUGUGUGCUCAGAAACAGUGAGCUGACUUUCUUUAAGGAUGCCAAAAGUUUGGCUUUGGGUGUGCCUUACCAUGGAGAGGAGCCUUUCCGGCUGAAGAAUGCCUUCUGUGAAGUAGCUGCUGGUUACAAGAAGAAAAAACACGUCUUCAAGUUGAGACUCAGCAAUGGGAGUGAAUGGCUCUUCCAUGGCAAAGAUGAGGAUGAGAUGCACACCUGGCUUCAGGGCUUCAGCACAGCAAUAAUCGAAUCCCAAAGCAUUAAAACCAAGGCCCAAAGCCUGCCUCUGCCUUCCAUCACUACCAUGGACGUGAGUCUGACCAAGAAAGACAAAGAGAAGAGAUUCAGCUUCUUUCCCAAAAAGAAAUAGCUAGACAGGUGGCUUGGUCCAGCCAGAUGCCUAUGUUCUAAUGUGCAUAAUGGGGGGGAAACCUGCAUGUCCGAGUGUCCCUGGGCACUCCUGGCACCACUCAAAACACUGUUCUCAUCUCCACAACACAGCCCUGCUUCUCAUUUCCCACCACAUCUCCAUCUCUCUCCCCCACACAACCCAGGGCAUCAAGCCAGUGUUUCAGGUAACAAGGCAACAUCCCUGCUGCAAGCAGAGCUGCAAGGUGUGUGUCCUUGGUUGGUUCAUUGGGAAUGCAGAGUUCAGCAAGGCUGACCUUGUGCGUGAUCAUGCUUUGUACACCUGUGAACAAAGAACUGCUUCAGGGGAGAAAACAGUGUGUCGAUUUCAGGGGCUUUUUAUGGAAAAAAGGAGUGAAGCAGGAACCUAGCCCACCCCAAAAGAGAACUGAAUGAAAACCAUGAUGGCUCUGGAGCAAUUCUGCUUAUCUCGGAGUUUGGGGAAAAUAUGACCUCAGCUCAUUGCCAAAAGCCCUGGUUCCCAGAAGCUGCUUUCCCAAAUCGUCUGUUGGAAUAGAACCGUCAUGUGGAAUUUCACCGUCAUCUAUAGCACAGGCACACCAUGCAUCAAGAUCCAACCCUCAUGCUGGAAGUCAGUUUUCUCUUUUCAGCAGGUCUGAUGCUCUUCUUUGCAGGGGCAUCUGUGACGUACGCACACACGCAUGCACAAUACCGUGUCACAAAGCACAGAACUUUCUCACCAAAAGGUUCCACCCAGAGUCCACUGCGUUGGUGGCGGAAUCCUUGCUCGAUUAUAAAUGAAUCAGGGUUGCAACCAAAGAGGAGAGCAUGACCCAUGUUCAGACUUCUGCACUAAAUUGGUUAGAAUGGAGAUGUGUUAGAAAUGUGUGUGUGUGUUUGUGAAAAAGAGAGGAAGUUUGCUCACCCGCUGCAAGCACUAGGAAUACAACGAAGCUGAAGUUAGUUGCAGCUACGCCCCACUGAGAAGCAGCCUGUUGGGUUUCAGUGGACUUUAGCCACCAUUAACUUUUGCUGAAUUGUGCCCCACAUUACUUAAUGAGGUUUUUAUCAGCCCCACUAUAUUUAUGCCAGGGUUAACUUUGUGACUAGGCUGAAUCCAGGUGCCCUCCCCUCCCCUGAGCUUUCUGUAAACAUCUGUUCUGUGUUGGCUCAGCUCUCCAGAAGCAAAUGGCUCCUCUCUUAUCCCUCCAAGGAUGCGUUGUGCCCAAGCAUGGCCUUUGGUAAUCCACUGCACUGCUUACACUUCUGUAGAAUGGAGUGUGGCUUUCUCAGUUACUGUAAAUGCAGUCUUAAUCCCAACUGCUCCCUUCUGCAGAGACCUCUGCCUGUGAUGUGUGGGUGUCUGAAUGGCUGUUUAAAAUAUAUACAGGCACAUCUAGCUCUGACCUUAUGAUAAAGUUCACACGCCCCUUAUCCAAGGAAGGAAUUCAUCAUCCCCCCUCCCAAAGACAGAUGGCUGCUCAGCUUAUUUGCUCUUUUGGAACAUAUUGCUGGAGAGCUAAUUGCUUUUGACAUUGAGUGGAGCCUGGAGAUUGCCUUUCCUGCAAUGGCCUCUUUGCAGCGAUAGUAAUACUAAGGAUUCUGAAAACAGCAGGCUCCCAUUCUUCAGUUGUCUUUUGAGCACCCCACCCCUAGGGCUCAUUGCAAUUUCUAAAUCAUGUUUUCUUUGUGGGUGCCAUAUACCAUACAAAAAGUGCCUUAACCUAGGGGCAUCCCAUUAUCAUCACUCCAGGAGUGCGCAGGCUCUGUAAACACCAUGAACAGAUUGGUUUGGAUUCUCCUCGCUCGAAAAGGAAGCUAUGAAACUGUCUCUUUAAGCAAAAGAGAUGGGGAUCCGGGGGGGGGGGGCUGUCUUUGCCUCACACCCACAGCUGUGGGAAAAAGCAGGGCUUGGCUUGACACUUACUGUCAUGGAUCCAGGCACCAACAGCUGAGGCUUGAGGUUUUUCCACAUGUUACCUUUUGUCAAGUCUCAAAAGUGUUAAAUUUUUCCAGAUCUCCUGGGCUGUAAUGGGUAGCUGACAAUCGGCUGCCUCACUAUUGUGAUGAGCAGAGCAGAUUCUUCCACAAUGCUACAUUCGAAAAGCCAAUACAUCUAAAUGGUUUUGAAUUAUAGUGUUCCGGGUUGUGGAGUCUGGUAGCAUUAACCCCACUGAACAUUACCAGUGCAGUUAUACGACAGCUUAGCUGCCAGUCUUCUCCUUUCUGCCAUUAUAAAACAUCACUGCCAUAAAAGAUGAUCUUCCCCCUUUUAUGUUCAGAGUAGGAUGCACACCUAGGUGACUGCUGAACAGCAGGUUGUACCACAACCCACAUAUUGCAAAAUUGGAUUUUUAAAUAUGAAAUUAAUCAGUAGGUGCAGGGAUGAUUGCAAGGGGAGGUGGAGAAGAAAGUUGAAAAGCAGAGCAGGCAGCCUUACUAAUUAAGCAUCCCUCAAUGAUGCUGGUAACUGGUGCCAAUUGGGGGCUGAUAGGGCAAAAGGCAAGGAGACCUGCAGUAGGCUUAGCUAGAGCCAACUAAAUCUGGUUUUGCCACUGUGUUCUACAAGUGCAACACCAAGACUGAGGAGCAGUGCCACACUCUUGAUUGGUUCUAAGUGGAAAGGCCAUGAGAGCCCCAUUAGUUCUAAUGGAGAAGCUUCCACUGCUUCCAUAAGCCUUUCUUGCUUCCAGAGGAAGAGCAAGCAGCGCCCGUAAAGACCCUCAGUCAGAGCAGUCAACCCACUAAUACUUCUCUGUUGCUGCACAGUUUGGACACUAGUCAGUGAUAUAGCAUGCUAUUACAACAAAGACUUAAAUAUUGUGGAUAAUUUGCCACAGCACUGAUAUUCAAGGCAUGCAGCCCUAGCCUGUGCAGAUAAAGCUCACUGAAAGCAGUUAGCUUAGGCACAUGUGAAACAAGGCCUAUUUAAGCAGAAUUCCUUUAUGCUCCAUUUCAAGGCUAAAACAUGGAAGGAUUCUCUCCACCAGGGUACUGAUGGUUAUUGCUAGGGAGACCUCAAAGGUGCAAAAGGGAGAGGGAACUCUUCUCUAGCAAAAACAGUGGGCACUCUUAGGAACAAGAGCCCCCAGCCUGCCUGGAAUCGGCAUUCUUCUGGUGACCUUGCAAAGCCGUGCUGAAAACCUGCGGGCUGCUUAUCGUCAGCCUGUUCAUUGGUGCCCAGACGACGAUGCCAGCACUGGGGAAGAGCAGUGCGUCUUUGAGCACAUGCAGAGAGGUCCCGUCCCCCCUGCCUGCCUGCCUCCCUGCUUGCAGCUGAGCAGUACUGGCACCUUUUUUUCUAGAAAAGAAAGCACUGCCUGCCAUACUUACAAUCUGAAUGCCCCCAAAGUGGUAUUUUCCCCACUCUUCCAGUCCAUGCUUAUAGGGGAGAGAUAUACUUUAUCAGCCUGCUGAAGUGAGCACAGAAUGGCUCAACUAAGAAAAGGGGGAAAAAGCAGGAUGUUUUGACUUCAUUGUGGGAUUUAAAAAAAAUAAAAUCUUAUGUGAGGCAGCUCUGUCUAGGAGAGGCACCAGGCAAGGAAUAGUAGGGAUCCUGCAAGUUUAGGGUGACCAUUUUCUUUUAGACAACAAAGCACAUGAGAAUUAGGAGGAGCCGAUUCUCCAGCAAAUGCCACCAGGAAGAGAAAUAUUUACUAAACAUGCUACCCGACUGCAAUUGUACAACAAAUAUACCUUUGGGACCUCAUAAGCAUUCUGGCUUUAGCAAGCUCAGCCAUCCCUUCCCUUCCUGGAGGAUAUUUUCACCUGUCAACUCCUGAGUUUCAGGUAUGGUAAAAUGCUCCUUUUCAGGAAGCUGAAAACACACAAAGCUAGGCUGCAAUGUUAUUUGAGACUAUUCCUGCUGUAUGACCACUGCCCUAUACUAGGCUAUGUGCUAAAUAAGGAAGUUGCUUCAGACCUUAUGUGUACUUGUUCUGCUCCCCCGUUUCUUUAACCUUUUGCUUGUGCACAGCACCAUAAGCUGUGCUCCCAGACCUCUGUUUGGUUUCAGCUUGGCACGUUUCGAGUGCAGUCGUUGUCGGUGUGCCAUUAUGUCUCGCUGCAUUGUGCUCCUACCCAUUACAGACCCAGGGAGUGUUAUCAUUUCCCUAGCAGGAACCAUUUGCUGUCUGGCAACAUGCAGCCUUCCCAUGCCUGGCUGCGCCUAGCUCUUCCUUCUUAGAUCUAAAGCGACUUCACCUCCGUCAAGCGGCUCCUCCAUCAGGCUUAGCUCUCCAAGACCCCACUACUAACGCAGAGGUCAGGACCUGUCAGAAGGGAGCUCCACAUGCACCAGGCCUAGAAAAUGUUUGCUUCAGAAGAGCAAGGGCUGUUUCUUGGAGAUACGGAGAACAGCUAAAGUAGCCCAGGACCUCUCCUACAGGUUUAUAGGGUUUGGGGGUUCAUACUCUUUUAAAAACAGCUAGGCACCAAGUUCCACCUGCUCCAAUGUGCUUCCACUGUCCAGAGAAAAGAGCUAAAGCUUCAGAAUGUGCUUCAGAAGCAAUUUAAUAACAUUUUUCUAAUAAAUGAACAAAUAAA
This is a messenger RNA of Podarcis raffonei (Aeolian wall lizard), 12034 nucleotides long. RefSeq names its product spectrin beta, erythrocytic (gene SPTB). Gene Ontology annotation, cellular component: plasma membrane; cell projection; cortical actin cytoskeleton. Gene Ontology annotation, molecular function: phospholipid binding; structural constituent of cytoskeleton; actin filament binding. The transcript is spliced from 37 exons. Lineage: Eukaryota; Metazoa; Chordata; Lepidosauria; Squamata; Lacertidae. The coding region runs from base 420 to 7490 and encodes 2356 amino acids. Gene Ontology annotation, biological process: actin cytoskeleton organization. The record is from RefSeq and is a predicted model, not a curated record.